Molecule: messenger RNA, 2368 nt
Organism: Panicum hallii
Lineage: Eukaryota; Viridiplantae; Streptophyta; Magnoliopsida; Poales; Poaceae
Exons: 2
Coding region: 639-2123 (494 amino acids)
Biological process (GO): plant-type cell wall organization
Cellular component (GO): Golgi membrane
Molecular function (GO): UDP-xylosyltransferase activity
Source: RefSeq, a predicted model, not a curated record
CUCGGUUUCCAAGAUGCGAUCCCCACAUGGCGCACGUCUGACCUCGCGAUCGUGCCUACAAAUGUGGCACAUCUGCCGGCUCGAUCCCGAUCGGCCAGAUGAUGAAACCGAUCGCGUGCAAUCUGAAGAUCCGCGACAGGCUCGCCUGCAAAUUCCAGCGGCUUCUCGCAGGCCUCUCUACUUGCUCAACCGAUGGAUGCCGGAGCCAACGAAGACGACGACCCCAAAAGACGAAGCAGCGUCGGUUCCCGUGACCGGAAAAAGGAAAAAGAAAAGCGUUGAGGAAACGUGGUUUCCAUGAACUCGCUGCUAUCUCCCAGCUGGUUCAACCGACGAGCCCCGGCGAAUUAUAAAACCCACCCCCUUUCAAAUCGUGGAUUCUUCUCCACGGCCACUACCCGCCUGCCUCGCUGUUCUUGGCGAUUAACAAAUCGGAUUGUUAAUUCCGGCCUGGUUUUCUAUUCAUAACUAGUCGCCCCCUGCCUGCCAUUGUACUUCUCCUGCUUCAAAAGCCGAUGAAAUCGCCAUGCAUUUAUGGGGUGCCAGGGUAGCGGCUCUCGGUUUUGUAUGGUUGUAAAGCUGCCGAUCUUGUCCGUGGAGUGGGUGGAGGCGGAGCUGCGGGUGCUUCGUCGGCGGAGAUGAAGCCGGCGGCGAGGAGCAAGAAGGGCAGGGGGGUCUUCUGCAACCUCCCGCUGCUGCUCCUCAUCGGGGCCAUCCAGUUCUUGGUCAUCUACUCCCCCGCCAUUGAUCGGUACAUGGUCAUGAUCACAAAAGGCAAGCCUGGGUUCCCAUCGCUGCUGCUGGACGGCAGGAGAGGAUUCAAAUUGGUGGAGGAGGAGUUCGUGCCGGAGCCCCGCGUGGCGUGCGACUUCGCGGACCCGAGGUCGGACGUGUGCGAGCUGGAGGGCGCCAUCCGCAUCCGCGGGAGCACGUCGGAGGUGUUCGUGGUGGCCCCGGGCGGCGCCGGCGCGGCGAACGUGACGGGGCUCCGCGCGGGCAUGAACGCCACGAGCUGGACAAUCCAGCCGUACACGCGCAAGGGCGAGGCCCGGGUGAUGCGCGGCAUCACGGAGCUGAAGGUGCGGGUGGUGGCCGCCGGCGAGGCGCCGCCGUGCACGGUGCGGCACGACGUCCCGGCGGUGGUGUACUCCAACGGCGGGUACUGCGGCAACUACUACCACGACUUCAACGACAACAUCAUCCCGCUGUUCAUCACGUCGCGGCACCUGGGCGGCGAGGUGCAGCUGCUGGUGGCGCAGAAGCAGCGGUGGUGGUUCCACAAGUACCGGGAGAUUGUGGACGGGCUGACCAACUACGAGGCGGUGGACCUGGGCGGAGACGGCGGCGAGGUGCGGUGCUUCCAGCGCGCCACCCUGGGGUUGCGCAGCCACAAGGACCUGAGCAUCGACCCGCGCCGCGCGCCGCGCAACCUGUCCAUGGUGGACUUCAAGCGCUUCCUGAUGUGGCGGUACGCGCUGCCGCGGGAGCACGCGAUCCGGACGGAGGACGAGGAGCCCGGGGGGGCGGCGAGGCCGCGGCUGCUGAUCAUCGCCCGGCGGUCGCGGCGGCGGUUCGUGAACCUGCCGGAGAUCGUGGCGCUGGCGGAGGAGGUCGGAUUCGACGUGACGACGUCGGACGUGAUGUCGCCGCCGCCGUCCAAGAAGACUGCUACAGGGGCGGGGGCAGGGACAAGAGCAGGAACAGCGGCGGCGGCGGGCGACGAGGGGCACGCGCGCAUGGCGGACGCGUCGGCGCUGGUGAACUCGUUCGACGCGAUGCUGGCGGUGCACGGGUCCGGGCUGACGAACCUGGUGUUCCUGCCGAUGAACGCGGUGGUGGUGCAGGUGGUGCCGCUCGGUCGGAUGGAGGGUCUCGCCAUGGACGAGUACGGGGUGCCGCCGCGGGACAUGAACAUGCGGUACCUGCAGUACAACAUCACGGCGGAGGAGAGCACGCUGUCGGAGGCGUUCCCGCGGAUGCACCCGGUGUUCCUGGACCCCAUGCCCAUCCACAAGCAGAGCUGGUCGCUCGUCAAGGAUAUCUAUCUCGGGCAGCAGGACGUGAGGCUCAACCUCCGCCGCUUCAGGCCCGUCCUCGAGAAGGCCAUCCGCCUGCUCCGGUGACGGCGACCGGCCACCGGCGAGAGGGCCUUAACUGACUGAUUGAUUGCUCGCCCCGGCCCCGGCGGCGGCGGCGGCUCUCCGUGCGAGGUGUGACUACAGGAACAGGAAGAUACAGUGAUCGACACCGUGUUUCUUUUCUUUUUUCUCCUCGAAUUUCAUCACACGACAUGUAAAAUUUCAGGUGCUGUACAAUCGGUUAGUAGAGAGUCCUCGUUGCUGCUCAAAGCGGCGACGGUUUUGAAUGA